GAAUAUUGUCAUUAAAUGUUAUAAAUUUGGUUGGCCCACCUGCCCUCUGUUUCCCGGACCUUUACCUUCUUCUUGAUCUUGGCAUUGUUUUCUCCACUGGAGUGAACUCCAUUAAUCUCCGAUAGUCACACUGCGUCGUCGUUUCCCUUCUUUUCCCGCAUUUUCUUUCCUUUUCUUUCUCUCUAACCCUUUUGUAUAUAUAACCAAUAGCAGAGCAUCCAGCUGCAUCACAGAAGAUGCCAAGCCCAGUUUUGAAAGCUGGAAGCAGACCGCCAUGGGUGGGUUUGGGAGCUGCAGUUUGGGCCCAAAUUGCUGCUGGAAACGCCUCUACCUUCCCACUCUAUUCCCCUCUGCUGAAAUCCGUACUGGGUUUGAAUCAGCAGGAGCUGACGAUACUUGGAGUGGCCAGUGACAUUGGAGAGAGUGUGGGUUUUCUUCCUGGAAUUGCCUGCAACAAGUUCCCUCCUUGGGCUGUGCUUUUGGUUGGUUGUGGGUUUUGCUUCUUGGGUUAUGGUGUUCUCUGGCUUGCUGUUAGCCAAACUAUCGCCAGCAUGCCUUUUGUUGUGUUAUGCAUCACACUUUGCAUUGCCACAAAUAGCAAUGCUUGGAUAGGCACAGCUGUGCUUGUAACCAACAUGAGGAACUUCCCUCUCAGUAGAGGCACUGUUGCUGGCAUUCUCAAAGGCUAUAUUGGGCUUAGCGCUGCAGUUUAUACAGUGGUAUACAGUAUGGUGCUUAAGAAAUCUGCUUUGAAUCUGUUGUUGUUCCUUGCUCUUGGGAUUCCUGUUUUGUGUUUAGCCUUGAUGUACUUUAUUCGUCCAUGUACUCCAGCUUCUGGAGAAGAUUCUUCGGAGCAUGUCCAUUUUCUCUUCUCCAUAACUGUCAGUGUUUUGCUUGCAAUCUAUCUUGUCACAGUCACAGUUGUAUAUGAGAUAGUAACUCUUAGUGAUGCUGUUUCCUACAUUUUGGUUGCGAUAAUGGUUAUCCUACUGCUUUUUCCCCUUGCAAUUCCGUUGAAGAUGACAUUAUUUCCUGCAAGGGCACGAGCUGAAUCUUCGGACCAUCUUGCUCCAGGAGAAGGCAAUGCAACCCCAGCAGAUCCUUUGUUGACACCAUCCUCAUCAGCUACAUACCUUGGAAGUUUUCAUGAGGCUGAGGAUUUUUCAGAUGUCGAAACACUUCUUGCUAUUGGGGAAGGGGCAGUGAAGAAGAAAAGGAGGCCUAAGAGGGGAGAGGAUUUCAAGUUUCAUGAAGCUUUUAUAAAGGCGGAUUUUUGGCUUCUUUGGUUUGCAUAUUUUCUUGGGGUCGGUUCAGGAGUAACAGUACUCAAUAAUUUGAGCCAGAUUGGGAUUGCAUUAGGCGCUAGUGAUACGACAAUACUGUUGUCUCUCUUUAGCUUUUGCAAUUUUGUUGGUCGUCUGGGUUCUGGUGCUGUUUCUGAACACUUUCUGAGAACGAAAACAAUUCCUCGCACAUUCUGGAUGGCAUGUGCACACAUAUUGAUGAUUGUAUCAUUCGUUUUAUAUGCGUUAGCUCUCAAUGGUACUCUCUAUGUUGCAACUGCUCUGUGUGGUAUCUGCUUUGGGACUCAGUGUUCAAUAAUGGUUCCAACUUCCUCUGAACUUUUUGGCUUGAAACAUUUUGGUGUAAAUUAUAGCUUCAUGGGACUUGGCAAUCCUAUUGGUGCAAUACUUUUUUCAGUUCUACUAGCUGGUAAUGUAUAUGAUGCUGAAGCUGCAAAGCAAGGAGGGUCCACCUGCAUAGGUUCUAGUUGUUUCAGGCUCACAUUUCUAGUUUUAGCCGGCGCCUGUGGUUUGGGGACGAUCUUGAGCAUAAUUUUGACUAUUAGAGUGCGACCAGUUUACCAAAUGCUUUAUGCUGGGGGUUCUUUCCGUCUGCCUCAAAAUUCAAGCCACUAAUGAUUGGAGAUGUUAUUAUCUGAUAACAUCAAUCCAUACAGGUUUGUAGAAGCAUGCUCCAAUAAAUUUAUUCAGAUGACUAGGGAAUAUUUGCGGCUUCAAUCUGCUAAGAAUAAAUUCUCCAAAGUCUAUGGGGUAUGAUUUUGAAUUUGAUGUAUAAUUAGAAUUGAUAUAUGUAAUGUUUCCAAUGAGCUAAGAACAAAUUCUCUUCAGAAGUAUUCAGGCACGAUUUGCGGAUGACGCACGUUGUGCAACCAUUUCCCACACGGAAUGCAACCAUUGGCUGUUAUACCAUAUAAGAAUUGAACUUUCUCCCCUUAUAUUCCAUCACACUUGCAGACUUGCAGUUUACUUUUCUCAUUUCUUCUGCCUUUUGAAAUGCUGUUAUGUAGCUUAGUAACUUCUCUCUCUCUCUCUCUCUCUCAUCACAAAAUCGUCUCUGUUGCUCUCACCACUGUACAACAAUGGCGGUGGCGUCGUCGAAAUCAAAGAUUGGACACGUACUCGUGUCGCAAAUCGGAGCCGUUGUUUUCCUCCUCGUCCUCCGGCUUCGCUUCGUCCACCUCGUCCAGCUUCUCAUCCGCCACGUCGACGUUCUUCAAUCGCUCUGCCUCCCCCACGCGCCUCUCCGUUUAUGACCGCUCGCCGUCCCCGUCCUCGUCAUCUUUGCGGUUGGCGAACCGCUCUGGCUCUCCGGGCCGUUCGAUUUCGGUGAAGUUAAGGUUUAGGGGCAGUUUGGACAUAAGAGCGAGUUAACGGUUGAGUUGACUCAGGAAUCGUUCACCAGUUUUUUCGUGAAGGAUGAUGGGAUGAUGAUAGCACUGUAGAUGAUGAAUUUCUUUUUUCUGGGGGCCAGAUUA
Messenger RNA from Prunus avium (sweet cherry), 2779 nucleotides. Its product is annotated as protein NUCLEAR FUSION DEFECTIVE 4-like. Lineage: Eukaryota; Viridiplantae; Streptophyta; Magnoliopsida; Rosales; Rosaceae. The record is from RefSeq and is a predicted model, not a curated record. Gene Ontology annotation, cellular component: membrane.